UUUCUAAAAUAAUUUUGCAAUUUGCUAUCUGCACAUUUUGAAUAUUUGAUAUUUUGAUACCGGUUUUCACUCUUUAUCGACUAUCGAGAUUUGACGAUUUCAAUUGAGUUAGUGUAUCUAAUUAAUAAUAAUUAAUAAUUACCGAAAAUUAAAUAGUAAAAUUCAUUAUUGAAUACCUAGGUAUUAUAUUUUGAUAUUCAAACGAAUAAUUUUAAAAGAACGGUCUAAUUACUGUUAACCAUUUAUGUACCUUAAGUAAAACAUGUCAAAAGUAUUUGAAAAGAAAACUCCGUGUCAAAAUUCUAUUUGGGAUAUAUUAAAAAAAGCUACCACAAAAAAUUCAGAAUGGCCUGAUAAAGAUGAAUUUCUGGAUGUGAUUUAUUGGGCUAGGCAAAUCAUUGGACUCAUUGCUGGACUAUUAUGGGGUCUAUUACCACUAAAAGGUCUAUUUGGAUUAGGAUUAUUUUUAGUGCUCAAUGCUGUUAUAUUAUAUGCAUAUUUUACUAAUUUUCAACAAAUUGAUGAAGAAGAAUUUGGUGGAGCUUGGGAGUUAACAAAAGAAGGAUUUGUUACUUCAUUAGCAGGAUUUUUGGUAAUGUGGAUAAUUGUGUAUUCUGGAAUGCACUUUGAUUAAAUACAAAAAAAGUUCUACAGUAAAAAAUUUUAUGUAAUUUUUUUAUUACAAUUAAUUAAAUUAUAAUUUUUUGUACAAAAUAA
Rhopalosiphum maidis (corn leaf aphid) is the source of this 717-nucleotide messenger RNA. RefSeq lists its product as uncharacterized. Bases 263 to 634 code for a protein of 123 amino acids. Gene Ontology annotation, biological process: mitochondrial respirasome assembly. The record is from RefSeq and is a predicted model, not a curated record. The transcript has 4 exons. NCBI's taxonomy places the organism in Eukaryota, Metazoa, Arthropoda, Insecta, Hemiptera, Aphididae.